Messenger RNA from Drosophila obscura, 1646 nucleotides. RefSeq lists its product as uncharacterized. The transcript has a single exon. Lineage: Eukaryota; Metazoa; Arthropoda; Insecta; Diptera; Drosophilidae. The record is from RefSeq and is a predicted model, not a curated record. The coding region runs from base 128 to 1045 and encodes 305 amino acids.
AUUCGAAAAUUAAACCAGAAAAUCGGGAAGCAAUUGUAGAAAACGCACGGCCACGACCACAAGAACAAAAUGCAAAUGAGUGAACGGUGGGGCUAGGGUAUUUCCUAACCAACACACACACGCACGUAUGGCGGAGCUGGAGAAGCUUAAGUCGGGCGACCCGUGUCGGGAGUGCCUGGCCCUGGGCCUGGACCACAAGCUGCGCUUCUUUCACAUCAGCCUUGAGGAGCAACUGCUGAAGUGCGAGUCCCGCAGCUGCCUUUGGCCGCACAACGAUGAGGUUUCCUCCUCUGACGAGGAAUUCGACUUUGGCGAAGGAAUUCCCAUCCAAGCGUCACAAAAUGAAAACUCUGCUGCCCCAGACGAGGGCGAUGAGUUCAUCCUACAGCUGCUGCAGGAUCUGGGGUCAGGAGCAGAAGCAGCAGCUGUAGAGACGCAGCCGGAAUCAGACUUGAAUCUCAUCUCCAUGCCGGAUCUGCUUUCUGGUCCGUCGACUGAACCAGAGGCCUGUGCAGAGCUAGACUUUAGCUGGUUGGAGCCGAACAUUCCCGAUAAGACUGAUAAUUGCUUGAUAGCCAAAGCAGAAAUUCCGCAGCUGCCUGAAACGCUGCAGACUGCGCCCAUGCUGAGUCCCAAAAUAGAUACCUUCGACGCGCCGCCUUUAUUAACUCCCAGAGCCAACCCAAGGAGCGAUCCCUUCAAAACUGCGCCCCGAAAAGCAUCCACUCUGCCGCGGACUGAAGCAUCCACUCUGCCCCGAAAAGAGAAAACCGUUAGUCCAGUGCCCUUGAAGGCGGCCUCAACACAACCGGCAAUUAUUGCCGAAAAGAAAAAAAUUCCCACCAAGGAAAAUGAGUUCCUGGAUGCCAUAAAGCGACUUGAUGCAGCGCCAGUCCGCAGCACAAAGACAACACGCAGACGCCCAAUUGUCAGAACUGGAGCGGGCACGGCUUUGCGGACGCAGGCGGUGAUGCAGCUGCUCAAGCACCGGCAGGAGCAGGCGAUGGAUGGAGAUUCGGAAGCGAAGCAACGACCACAGACAUAACAAUUUGACAUUCUUUUUGUUUGAAUAAAUUUGCGAACGGAAUUAUGCAUAUGAGAAUACGAAACGAAAUCAAGUUCGUUUAUUUAUAAAAAAAUUCGCUUUGUCUUUAUUUUGUGUGGCGUUUCGAAGAUUAUGGAUGUGUGCGGCACGCGUCUAGCACAUGUUCGAGCGUGCCAGAACGAGAGCAACGAUGCCAAAGAGAUGUGAACUUUGGCGGCAACGAGAACAGGGCUAAGUGCGUCACUGAGAUCGGCUCUGAAUUGGAAACUGAAUCGGAGGCUUAUCCGUGGAAUGCUUGACGUCACUGGACGGCCAAAGAUUGCAGCACGGCAUCGUUAGGUCUUGCAACAUCCGCACUUCAAUCAACAGGUGUACGGGUAUUGGUGACAAUGAGAGGGUGGCCCAAUCUAAUCAGCUAUUGCAUCGACCCCAGGCCACUCUCGUUUAAUCAGUUCAAUGAACGUGUGGGGCUGUGUGUGGGGUAAUGUGUGGGGACACUUGAACCGGUUGACAACCGCCCGGUCGCAGUUUCUUUUUGUGCUGCGUAGUUGCACAGACAGACACUGGGUAGGGCACUGUGCCAAUUAAGUAUAUAGGGGCA